Molecule: messenger RNA, 1608 nt
Organism: Miscanthus lutarioriparius
Lineage: Eukaryota; Viridiplantae; Streptophyta; Magnoliopsida; Poales; Poaceae
Source: the annotation of a GenBank genome assembly
AUGGGCGAGUCGCUGCUCACCGCGCUCUCCAUGGACACCGCCACGGCCCACCACCCGCACCAGGGCCCCUCCACCUUCCUCUCCAUGGACACCGCCUCCCACGACGACUUCGACCUCUUCCUCCAGCCACAGGGGCCCUUCCGCCGCUGCCUACAUGCCGCGGCGGUCGCCCCCCCUGACAUCAACCUCCCCCUCGCCGCCGACCCGUCUCCGCCCCCUCCGGCGUCGCACGACGCCAACGUUGACAUGCUAGAUGUCGGCCUCGGCGGCCCGCAGCACUACGACUCGGAUUCGCCCGCCGCCGCCGGGCCUGUCUCGGCCCCAGCAGCUGCCGCGACCACCAUGGUCGCUGUGUCCCACACCAAGGGCUCCGGUUCCAGCGCUGCGCGCAAGUGUGUCAAGAGGAAUGAUAGCAUCUGGGGAGCGUGGUUCUUCUUCACCCACUACUUCAAGCCAGUCAUGUUCGCCGACAAGGGUGGCAAGGCGAAGGCUGCCACCACCACCACCACAGGCGGGAACGGUAAUAGUGCCACACUGGAUGCUUUCCUGGUGCAGCACGACAUGGAGAACAUGUACAUGUGGGUGUUUAAGGAGCGGCCGGAGAAUGCCCUGGGGAAGAUGCAGCUGAGGAGCUUCAUGAAUGGGCACUCACGCCUUGGGGAGCCACAGUUCCCUUUCAGCGCAGACAAAGGGUUUGUGCGCUCACACCGGAUGCAGCGCAAGCACUAUCGUGGGCUCUCUAACCCGCAGUGUCUUCAUGGGAUCGAAAUCGUGAGGGCACCAAACUUGGCAGGUGUACCUGAGGCUGAUUUAAAGAGGUGGAUGGAGCUCACUGGGAGGGAUGCCAAUUUCUCAGUCCCAACCGAGGCUAGUGAUUUUGAGUCUUGGAGGAAUUUGCCGAGCACAGACUUUGAGCUCGAGAGGCCAGCAACCGCGGCUCCUGCAAAGAGCAGCUCACAUGGGCACCACAAGAAGUUGCUGAACGGUUCUGGCCUUAACCUCUCGACACAACCAUCCAAUCACAGUUCUGGGGAUGGCAUGGAGAUCACGGCCACCUGUAACAAGCGCAGGAAGGAUUCCUCACCGGCUGCAAUGGAAGAGGAUUGCAGCAAUUCGAAUUCAGACAAGGCCCAAGACAUGGAUGUGAGCCACACCUUUGAGCCAUCAUGGAUGAAUGACUUCUUGGGUGUGAUGCGCCAUGCCUCUGGACCAGUAACUGCUGCAAAAACAAUAUAUGAGGAUAGCAAGGGCUACUUGAUCAUUAUCAGUCUGCCUUUUGCUGAUUUUCAGAAGGUGAAAGUUUCAUGGAAGAACACUCUUACAAAUGGGAUUGUUAAGGUAUCGUGCACUAGUGUUGGCCGGAUGCCAUUCCUGAAAAGGCAUGAUCGGACUUUCAAGUUGGCGGAUCCUGCUCCUGAGCAUUGCCCACCCGGAGAGUUUGUCCGGGAAAUUCCACUGCCUACCCGGAUCCCUGAAGAUGCUACUUUGGAAGCAUACAGUGAUGAAACAGGGACAGGCCUGGAGAUUAUUGUUCCAAAAUUCCGUGUUGGUCCUGAAGAACAUGAAGUGCAUGUAUCCAUGAGGCCACCUUCGUCAUGGUGCCAAUGA